This is a messenger RNA of Zingiber officinale, 2157 nucleotides long. Its product is annotated as CBL-interacting protein kinase 18-like. Gene Ontology annotation, molecular function: ATP binding; protein kinase activity. The transcript is spliced from 3 exons. Lineage: Eukaryota; Viridiplantae; Streptophyta; Magnoliopsida; Zingiberales; Zingiberaceae. The record is from RefSeq and is a predicted model, not a curated record. Gene Ontology annotation, biological process: protein phosphorylation; signal transduction. Bases 628 to 1956 code for a protein of 442 amino acids.
CCUAAUUUGUCAUGUUUGCUGCUCUUGUGCGGCCUUCCUCAUCAUGAAUGAAAUGCUACCUUGCAAGUUGAAGACUGUGUUAUUGCUAUUGAGCAAGUGUCCUAUAAAGGUCCCCUGUUGUUAAAGGCCUACUCUCUUAAUUGUCCAUGUUGAUGAGGUCCCAUGAAAAGCACAGUUCCAAGUGUACCAUUACAAUCAUGCUUGCUCAAUUAUGACCACUGUUCUAUCGAAACAUUAUUCGAGUGGUAAAAUUGGAUUCAUGAGGCCCAGCAGGAGCAUUUUGAAAGAAAAGGAGGCCAAAUCUCGACUAAAACAUAAUUCUAAAGGGAAUGCUGAAAGAUGUGCUUGACUGUAGGGGAAUUUUGGUCUGACAAAAAUGCUUUUGUUGAUUCAUCUGAACUGUGUGUGUUCAUCCUAGAUGAUAUUGGACAGCAAAACAACAUCCACCAUGUUCUCCACACAAGAUUUUACAAUGGAGUUGGAAAUAUUCAAGAAGCCGUCGUAGUAGACCAUGACCUUGGAGAAGACGGUUGAGAUAAACUGCAGUGAAUAUACCCUUGUCUGCAAAGUAUCCUUGCUCUAGGGGGAGGAAAUCUUACUGCUUUAGAUUAUUUGUGUUUUCAUAAGAUGGAAUUAGAAAACAAAGGAAAUGUGUUGAUGCACAAGUACGAGGUUGGAAGAAUGUUAGGGAAAGGUACUUUUGCCAAGGUUUACUAUGCGAGGGACUUGAAGUCUUCCCAGAGUGUUGCAAUAAAGGUGAUUGACAAAGAGAAGGUGUUUAAGGUUGGACUUAAUGAUCAGAUUAAACGAGAGAUAUCAGUGAUGAGAUUGGUGAAGCAUCCAAACAUCGUAGAGCUUUACGAGGUCAUGGCCACCAAAUCUAAGAUAUACUUUGUUCUGGAGUAUGUCAAAGGUGGUGAGCUGUUCAACAAAGUCGCCAAGGGCAAACUUAAAGAAGAUGCCGCCCGUAAGUAUUUUCAGCAGCUGAUCAGUGCCGUGGAUUUCUGCCAUGGCAGAGGUGUCUACCACCGCGAUCUGAAACCAGAGAACCUUCUGCUUGAUGAGAAUGAGAAUUUGAAGAUUUCAGAUUUUGGGUUGAGUGCUCUUGCAGAGUCAAGGAGACAGGAUGGUUUACUUCAUACAACUUGCGGUACUCCUGCUUAUGUUGCUCCUGAGGUGAUCAGUAGAAAAGGAUAUGAUGGAGCAAAAGCUGACAUAUGGUCUUGCGGGGUGAUUUUGUUUGUUCUUAUGGCUGGUUAUCUCCCAUUUCAUGAUCCAAAUCUCAUCGAAUUGUAUCGGAAAAUUACAAAGGCAGAUUUCAAAUGUCCCAAUUGGUUUCCCUUGGAAGUUAGGAGACUGCUUGCAAGAAUUCUUGACCCGAAUCCUAUUACUCGGAUAACAAUUCCAAAGAUUAUGGAGAAUCCUUGGUUUAGAAAGGGAAACAAUGGCGGAUCAAACGGGAACGACAAAGAAAUGCAAGAGACUGAUCGAGACAAGAUCAAUGAAGUUUCAGAUUCCCAGAGUAUCAACAUGAUUGAGAGGCCAGAGGUUGGGAAGUUGACGAACCUAAAUGCUUUCGACCUUAUCUCUCUUUCAGAUGGAUUCGAUCUUUCUGGCAUGUUUGAGGAGACUGACCAUAAGAAGGAAGCAAGAUUCAUAUCCCACCAUUCUGCAUCUACCAUCAUCGCAAAAUUGGAGGAUAUCGCAAGAUUCUUGAAGCUAAAAGUGAAGAAGAAAGAUAACGGGACGCUGAAAAUGGAAGGAACCAGGGUAGGAAAAAAAGGAGUGUUAGCCAUUGACGCAGAGAUCUUCGAGGUCACACCCCUCUUUCAUCUGGUGGAGAUGAAGAAGACAAACGGAGAUACCUUGGAGUACCAAAAACUGUGGAAGCAGGACAUCAGACCGGCUCUUAAGGACAUCGUAUGGGCAUGGCAAGGAGAGCAUCAGCAACAAUAGUCUUCGCCGUAUAUGAUGAAUACGUCUCGAGGAGUCGAAAGAUCUUGUUGGUGAUACAUUGCUGUUGGGGAUUGUGGGGACAGAUGAAGCUAUUUUAUGAGGUGUUUCUGAGUACUGAGUACCAACUCAACUAAUGAAUGAUGUUUACAUACUUUAUAUUUGGAUUUAAUUUAACGAGGACUACUGCGCCGUUGUCUUGUU